CGAGCAACCGAGUUUGCGCCCAACUCUCACUCUCACUCUCACCCUCAACAUGUCCAAGGGCAAGGGAAAGGAGGAGGACCCCGUCGAGCUGUCAGAUACGGACAGCGACACCGACUUCUUCACCGUCAAGCGACGGCUUGCGCCCAUUCGUGUGCGUGCCCCGUCACCAGAAUACAUCAGCUCGGAUGGCAACGACGACGACGAUGACGAUGAGGAAGCCGAGGGGGCUAAGAAGAAGAAGAAGAAGAGGCGCAGAUUAAAGCCAACCCCAAAGCCCACAUUACCAGAGUGGACUCGCAGAGAGCACUCCCAGCAAGCUCAGAGCAGAAAGAGUGCACGCGCAGGGACCGACGACCGCAGUGGGCGCGGGGCGAGCACUCAGGCGAGUGACAUUCUCUCGCUUGUGUCGUCAUCAGACGAGGAGUCAGCCCCUGCUGGAGGAGCCAGAGCGUCGAAGGAGCGGAGACCACGGGUGAAGCUCACGCCGCCGCCCGAGAUUGACGAGGAGACGCGGGCGGCGCUAGCACGCGAUCUUGAUGCGACAUUUCAGGCCCCAGAGGAGGUACUCGAUUCGCCUGAGCCCCAGCCAACACCCGCGACGCCGAAGCGCCCCGCCGACUCGAGCCCAGUGGUGCAAGUGACGGUGCGCAUGGUGGCCGACCCCGAUCGUUACACGGAUGCGAGCAUAAACGCUAUUCGCGGGUAUGAGCGCGCAAGAAUCAUUCAGGCGCGCCGGGUUAGUCUUGUGGCUGGGGAGGGAGCUGGUGUGCUGAUGGGGCAGAAUGAGACAGUGUCCGCACUCAUCAAGGUCCUCGCCGACAGAGUGAACAAGUUGCCUGAGGAGAUCCUGGUCACGUACAACGGCCGGAGGAUCUUUGCCACGUCACAAACCCUGCUGCAGUUGGGCAUCUUCGAAUCGGCCGAGUUUUCGGGAUACGAACGGGCCACAUGGGACAAGCUCGAGCGCCAGCGCAAGGCAGACCAGGCGCGUUUGUUGGGCGUGGAGAGCAGAGAGGAUGCGGCGGACGACAAUGCCGAUAACGACGGCACGCCACGCCGAGUCACCUCUGGCUCGCCAGAUACGAGUGGCGCCGGGGCGAGCAAAGAAGCCCCCGCGCCGCCAGCGGAUGAGACGCAACGUGUGCGUAUCAUUGUGCGUGGGGCAAAGGGCGAUGAAAUCCGCUUCGCGACCAAGGUCACAACCCCGGCAUCCACGAUUCUCAAGUACUAUUGCAGCAAGUCUGGCAUUGCCGAGAUUGGCCUCUCGCUGUGGUGGGACGGCGAGGCGGUCGAGCCGACCACGACGCUCGAGGAGCUCGACGUGGAGAACGGCGACAUUGUAGAGGUCAGAUGAGUGCGUGUAGGUCUGAUCAGCCAUGAGCCCAUUGUCAAUAUACGACGUGUUGUAGCAUAUGAAAGCGGUGCGAGGUAUGCAUCAUCCGCGCGCA
This is a messenger RNA of Vanrija pseudolonga, 1448 nucleotides long. Its product is annotated as Ubiquitin-like protein pmt3/smt3. Gene Ontology annotation, biological process: protein sumoylation. The transcript has 5 exons. Gene Ontology annotation, molecular function: protein tag activity; ubiquitin-like protein ligase binding. Bases 50 to 1354 code for a protein of 434 amino acids. The record is from RefSeq and is a predicted model, not a curated record. Gene Ontology annotation, cellular component: septin ring; nucleus. Lineage: Eukaryota; Fungi; Basidiomycota; Tremellomycetes; Trichosporonales; Trichosporonaceae.